Lotus japonicus is the source of this 789-nucleotide messenger RNA. RefSeq names its product NADPH-dependent aldo-keto reductase, chloroplastic-like. The transcript is spliced from 3 exons. Gene Ontology annotation, molecular function: aldose reductase (NADPH) activity. Bases 84 to 659 code for a protein of 191 amino acids. The record is from RefSeq and is a predicted model, not a curated record. NCBI's taxonomy places the organism in Eukaryota, Viridiplantae, Streptophyta, Magnoliopsida, Fabales, Fabaceae. Gene Ontology annotation, cellular component: cytosol.
CAAAAGUUAGUUUCUUCAUGACAUGUUCUCAACUCAAUUGAAAAGUGGUGAUUCUGCCUUUUCAGAUCCAGUGUCCUGCUCCAAUGAAGAAAGGAUCAGAGGGAUUUAAGCCUGAAAAUCUAAUACAAUCUAACAUACCUGCCACUUGGAAGGCAAUGGAAGCACUCUAUGACUCUGGCAAGGCACGAGCUAUUGGUGUCAGUAAUUUCUCCUCCAAGAAGCUGGCGGAUUUGCUGGAGGUUGCCUGCAUUCCUCCUGCUGUCAACCAGGUGGAGUGUCAUCCGUCAUGGCAGCAGGACAAACUGCGUGAAUUCUGCAAAUCCAAAGGUGUCCACCUCUCUGGUUUUUCACCUUUGGGUUCCCCUGGAACAACCUGGCUUAAAAGUGAUGUCCUCAAGCAUCCAGUUAUAAAUUUGAUUGCGGAGAAACUAGGCAAGACUCCUGCUCAGGUAGCUCUUCACUGGGGACUGAAAACGGGCAAUAGUGUGCUUCCCAAAAGUACAAAUGAAGCAAGAAUGAAACAAAAUUUUGAUGUUUUUGACUGGACUAUACCUGAGGACUUACUAGCUAAAUUUUCUGAGAUUCAACAAGCCUCAUUCGUCCAUGAAACUUAUGGGAGCUACAGAUCUCUUGAAGAAUUUUGGGAUGGUGAAAUUUAGCAAGUGGAUGAACUGUGGUACCUUCUUGUCUUUGGGUUGUUCAGUUUUUGGAAAUUGUGAACUCGAGUGUUUUGAUAUAUACAUGUCAUUAUUCCUCUCACUUUCUCUUCAUAUCUCUGUUUGUCUUAUU